Messenger RNA from Galeopterus variegatus (Sunda flying lemur), 594 nucleotides. Its product is annotated as chromosome unknown open reading frame, human C4orf51. The record is from RefSeq and is a predicted model, not a curated record. NCBI's taxonomy places the organism in Eukaryota, Metazoa, Chordata, Mammalia, Dermoptera, Cynocephalidae.
AUGUCACGCUUCUACUUGACUCCACAAAUUCUUCUGCCCUUUAGCCCUCUUACUUCUCAAGAGUCUGAUCUGAUCAGACACAAGGCAGGAGCAUCGUGGAGGAAGGAGACCCAAUGGUCGGAUUCUUCUGCGACGACGUACUCUGGCAGUUACUGGAAAAAACAACUGGAUGAGUCCACAUGCAGCUGGUUUUCUUUUAGAGCAGGACAGCAUGAGCCUGGGUAUAAACAGAUGUCAUUGCCAAACAGCUCUGCCUUCAAUUCUCUGCUCUACCAGGCUGGUAGUCAAGAGACUACAGAUGUUAAAGGUAAAUUAUUCCCUGAUAUAACCAGGUCCUUUAAAAAGUCACUUGACGUCAAGCACGGAGUGGCACGCCAAAUUUAGUGUUUUGGUGAUUUUUCUCAGGCACCUCCAAAUUAUAAAAAAUCAUGUGUGAGACCUAAAAAAGCACUUGAAACCCUGAUGAACUACAGUCGACGAGGGAAAAACUUCCUAAUGAAUCUUCAGGGACAAUGUGAUUCUGAAAGCAAGGUUGGCUCGUCCCGAGACUCAGAAGAGGAUCGAUACUCCGAUUAUGGUGGGGACGACGGUUAG